GAGGCCAGUCAUGUCUCAAAGUUCUUCUGGAGUAGUUCCUACUAUCCAAUAAUUUUACCCAAAGUGAUUUACUUCUGCAAGUCUAAUAACCAUACAACAGAAUAACACAAUGAAGGAUGAUUUAAUAAAUUACACAGAAGAGGAACCACCUAAUCCUAAAUCUGCAAGUAAUAGCUAUGGCAGUACUGCUUUCCAACAUGAUGAAAAACCUGAGCAAAAUGACGAGUUAAAGAAGAACAAGAAAAAAAAGAAAAAUGAGGAGUCAAAGGAAAAGAUGGUUGGCAUUUUGAAAUUGUUUGCGUAUGCCGAUUGGCUGGAUAUCAUUUUGAUGAUAAUAGGCUUGAUUGCAGCUGUUGCAAAUGGAACAGGGCUGCCACUCGUUAUCGUUGUCACUGGAGAGAUGACAAACAGCUUUGUGACGAUUGGCCAAGCAGUAAAUGUAUCUUCAGUGGUUAAAUAUCAUAAUAUGGUAUUAUUCUCUGUUGUCUAUGGCACAUUCUCUCUCGGACAGGGCUCCCUACACUUGGAGAGUGUUGCCAGUGCUCGAGGUGCUGCCUAUGAAGUGUACAAGGUCAUCAGUAAGAUGAUCAUCUCAUUAACCAGUAAGGAGUUAACAGCCUAUGCCAAAGCAGGCGCAAUAGCAGAAGAAGUCCUGUCAUCAGUGCGAACUGUUGUAGCCUUUGGAGGACAAGAGAAGGAAAUCAAUAGGUCUGACUCUCUCAAUAGUUAA
Molecule: messenger RNA, 730 nt
Organism: Mauremys reevesii (Reeves's turtle)
Lineage: Eukaryota; Metazoa; Chordata; Testudines; Geoemydidae
Product: ATP-dependent translocase ABCB1-like
Exons: 8
Coding region: 110-730 (206 amino acids)
Biological process (GO): transmembrane transport
Cellular component (GO): membrane
Molecular function (GO): ABC-type transporter activity; ATP binding
Source: RefSeq, a predicted model, not a curated record